CUGUAUCAAUCAGUCUUAGGCUAACCUCUCAUAAUUUGUCAUCUCGGUACUUCCCCCACCAGGAUACUCCCCCCCUUACGUCAUUACUGUCUAUGUCGCCUUCUCGGGGCUAGGUCGUGCACGCCCUAAAUGCCUUAUCGAUAAGAGUCACCGUGGUGAUUCUGCAACUUUUUCACGAGCCAUGGUCGAACUCCUCUUUCCUCUCUCUCUCAAACCACGCCCAAUAUGACCCGUUCUGCCGUUAUCAGUCGUUCCACUAACGAAACAAAGAUCCAGAUCGCCCUUGCGCUUGAUGGAGGCCCGCUCACGCUUACACAGUCCAUCUUCCAGGACAAGGCGUAUAAUCACGACGGACCAGCUGCCCAGGCCACCAGCGCCCAGGUGAUUGAUGUCAACUCGGGGAUCGGUUUCCUCGACCACAUGCUUCACGCGCUUGCGAAGCACGCGGGCUGGUCGCUCAUUGUUGAGUGCAUUGGUGACCUCCAUAUUGACGACCACCACACCGCAGAGGACGUGGGUAUUGCGCUUGGGCAGACGUUCUACCAGGCGUUGGGCCAGGUUAAGGGGGUGAAGCGUUUUGGGAGCGGGUUUGCUCCGUUGGACGAAGCACUCAGCAGAGCGGUAGUUGACUUGUCAAACCGUCCGUUCGCGGUCAUCGAGCUCGGCUUGAAGCGUGAAAUGCUCGGCCAGUUGAGCUGCGAAAUGAUUCCGCACGUGAUGGAGAGUUUCGCACAGGGCGCGCACAUCACCAUGCAUGUGGACUGCUUGCGCGGCACGAACGAUCACCACCGCGCGGAGAGUGCGUUCAAGGCUUUGGCCGUCGCUAUCAAGGAGGCCACCAGUAGCAAUGGCACCAACGACGUGCCCUCUACUAAAGGGGUAUUGUUUUAGGGAGCAUCCAGGGAUUCUUUAGAGAGCUAUUUAUUCCGUCGGUUACGGCGAUAAUGUAUAUAACCAGCAGACAGCUUUAAAAAAAACGCAUCAAUUCAAGGCUUGGCCA
Molecule: messenger RNA, 1000 nt
Organism: Babjeviella inositovora NRRL Y-12698
Lineage: Eukaryota; Fungi; Ascomycota; Pichiomycetes; Serinales
Gene: HIS3
Product: imidazoleglycerol-phosphate dehydratase
Exons: 1
Coding region: 226-891 (221 amino acids)
Biological process (GO): L-histidine biosynthetic process
Molecular function (GO): imidazoleglycerol-phosphate dehydratase activity
Source: RefSeq, a predicted model, not a curated record